AAAGUGGGCGAAUUAUAGCUAGACAAGACAUAUUCAAAAUGCAAGGACUACUAAAGCUCUUUCUUCUAGCUGGUCUCUUUACUAUUUCCCUAGCUCAGUGCUCAGGAAACUUUACUAGCUCUACACAGCAAGUUACCCUAGAUUGGACUGUCAUUGAUAGCAACACUGUCAACUUUAUAUACACUGCUCCUUCUACUAGCUCUCAAUAUACUGCUUUGGCUUUCUCUAACCAACUCAUAACCUCUGCAUUAAGUUUGGCUAAUGUUGAUGCUGUAUAUGCUGGAGAUAAUGGAGCAGUUUCUUUUGUGCAAGACAGGUGGAUUGAAAGUGCAUUGAGUAAUCAGUUAGAUGCAGAACAGAAUCUUCAAAAUACAAGUGCUUCAUUAAGUGAUGACUUCCUCACAGUUAAUUUCACUCGUCCAAUAAUCAGUCCUGAUAAGAAUCAAGACCUUGAUCUUAACACGUGUAAAUAUGUUAUCUAUUUAUUCAAUGGAACAGGAGCAGUCAGCUCAAUUCCAUCACUUGAUAGUUUAGGAUUUGGUAUGUUCCCCAUGCAGUUGUGUCUUCAAUACUGUGAAGAUGUUCCUUCCCCCUCUACUACUACUCCUUCCUCAACUGGUGCUGUGACAAUUAGUACAACAUCUGUUCAAAGUUCCCCCUCAUUUAGCAGUGGAUCCAGUGGUGUGAGUGCUACUCCUACUGCUACUCCUACUAGUACUCCCAGUGGAGCUAGUGCAGGAAUGAUUGCUUCAAUUUUGCUUAUUAUGAUUGCUGUUGCCAUUGUCCUUUAUGUUUAAUACAAUGUAGACUGAACAUUUGAAUUGUGUUCAAUCCUUGAACUUGUUUUGAGAACUGAUAGUAAUGUUUAUGCAGUUGUUGUAGAUAUAAAUUAAUUAUU
This is a messenger RNA of Amphimedon queenslandica, 898 nucleotides long. RefSeq lists its product as uncharacterized. The record is from RefSeq and is a predicted model, not a curated record. The coding region runs from base 39 to 797 and encodes 252 amino acids. The transcript is spliced from 4 exons. Lineage: Eukaryota; Metazoa; Porifera; Demospongiae; Haplosclerida; Niphatidae.